Lagenorhynchus albirostris (white-beaked dolphin) is the source of this 3616-nucleotide messenger RNA. It is a transcript of the gene DCAF8, whose product is annotated as DDB1 and CUL4 associated factor 8. Gene Ontology annotation, cellular component: cytoplasm; Cul4-RING E3 ubiquitin ligase complex. The coding region runs from base 931 to 2721 and encodes 596 amino acids. Gene Ontology annotation, molecular function: protein binding. The transcript is spliced from 13 exons. The record is from RefSeq and is a predicted model, not a curated record. NCBI's taxonomy places the organism in Eukaryota, Metazoa, Chordata, Mammalia, Artiodactyla, Delphinidae.
ACUGUUUUUCUUUAUGUGGCUUCACAAAUCUGUUUUUUGUUGGCAUUGUCUUUCAUCAUCACCCUUCCAGGUGUCCCUCCCUCAAAUUCAGCCUCAGUCCUGCUCUUGCAUUAUUUCUACUCACCCACCCUGGCCUAACGUGAGCAAGCUUUGGGCAGCUGUCUCUUGGCAGAGGACACUUUAAAAAAAUUUUUUGAAGCAACUUGGAUUUUUGUAGAGGAGAGAAGCGGGUAAAGAUAAGGAUGGGGCUGCUUCUGGGAUAAUUGUUAUGGGAAUGAAAGGACUGUUGAAAGAUUAGAGGCCAGUGUGCCUGGGUACAAGGACUGGAGUCAUAAUCAUACUUUGUCUUUUCAGUGCCUUUUGUCCAAGGCACUGAAAGGGCUUAACAAAAUUCUGGUCUGAAUAAUAUUAUUCUUUGCUCUUUGGACUUUGCUUGAGGUGGGAGUGAGGCCCUGAAAAAAUAAUGACUGUAUUAUAGUGGUAUAAAAGGAAUAAAGCUAGGUACCCCGACUCCUAGUUAGGGCUUUGCUAAACAGACAAACCUGGUGAAAGUUGGUGGAACUAGGUGAAAUAGUGCUUGCCAUUUUAUGAAAUGGACUGAGAUGGUUUUAAUGGAAAUGUUGCACUUUCUUUUCCAGCUUUGCACUUGGUGACUGACUUACUAGUCAUAAAAGGGAAGAAAAAACCUUUUAGGUUCUUUUUUAGGGGUAGGAUACUCCUGAGUUCUAAUUUGACUCUGCUUCUUAUAAUCCUUAGUUAAUAUCGGUGCCUGUAUGUUUGAAGCUGGGCAUCUGAAUGACCAUAAAGCUCAGGCUGUUAUCCCAAGAGCUCAAUUUCUUCUAUCUCUGCUGUUCUGUGUGUGAAAUGAUAUUCAGAGUCUGACCUUCCUCUUCAUGUUGUGAAGGCUGGCUGCAGUAAACAUCAUUCAAGAUGUCCAGCAAAGGGAGCAGCACAGAUGGCAAAACAGACUUAGCUAAUGGAAGCCUGUCUAGCAGUCCAGAGGAGAUGUCUGGUGCUGAGGAGGGGAGGGAGACAUCCUCAGGCAUUGAAGUGGAGGCCUCAGACCUGAGCUUGAGCUUGACCGGGGAUGAUGGUGGCCCCAACCGCACCAGCACAGAAAGUCGAGGCACAGAUACAGAGAGCUCAGGUGAAGACAAGGACUCUGACAGCAUGGAGGACACUGGCCAUUACUCCAUCAAUGAUGAAAACCAAGUCCAUGACCACUCAGAGGAAGAAGAGGAUGAAGAAGAGGAGGAAGAAGAGCAUCCUCGUCGUCGUGUACAGCGCAAGCGGGCAAACCGUGACCAGGACUCAUCAGAUGAUGAGCGGGCCCUGGAGGACUGGGUGUCCUCGGAGACCUCAGUCCUGCCCCGACCUCGCUGGCAAGCCCUUCCUGCCCUUCGGGAGCGGGAGCUGGGUUCAAGUGCCCGCUUUGUGUAUGAGGCUUGUGGGGCAAGAGUCUUUGUGCAGCGUUUCCGCCUGCAGCACGGGCUUGAGGGCCAUACUGGUUGUGUUAAUACCCUGCACUUUAACCAGCGCGGCACCUGGCUGGCCAGUGGCAGCGAUGACCUGAAAGUGGUGGUUUGGGACUGGGUACGGCGACAGCCAGUAUUGGACUUUGAGAGCGGCCACAAAAGCAAUGUCUUCCAGGCCAAGUUCCUUCCUAAUAGUGGUGAUUCCACCCUGGCCAUGUGUGCCCGUGAUGGGCAGGUUCGGGUAGCAGAGUUGUCUGCUACACAGUGCUGCAAGAAUACAAAGCGUGUGGCCCAGCACAAGGGAGCAUCCCACAAGUUGGCCCUGGAACCAGACUCUCCCUGUACGUUCCUAUCUGCAGGUGAAGAUGCAGUUGUCUUCACCAUUGACCUCAGACAAGACCGGCCAGCUUCGAAACUGGUGGUGACAAAAGAAAAGGAGAAGAAGGUGGGGCUGUAUACAAUCUAUGUGAAUCCUGCCAAUACCCACCAGUUUGCAGUGGGUGGACGAGAUCAGUUUGUAAGGAUUUAUGACCAGAGGAAAAUUGAUGAGAAUGAAAACAAUGGAGUACUCAAGAAAUUCUGCCCUCAUCACCUGGUGAACAGUGAGUCCAAAGCAAACAUCACCUGUCUUGUGUACAGCCACGACGGCACAGAGCUCCUGGCCAGUUACAAUGAUGAAGACAUUUACCUCUUCAACUCCUCUCACAGUGAUGGGGCCCAGUAUAUUAAGAGAUAUAAGGGCCACAGAAAUAACGCCACAGUAAAAGGCGUCAAUUUCUAUGGCCCCAAGAGUGAGUUUGUGGUGAGCGGUAGUGACUGCGGGCACAUCUUCCUCUGGGAGAAAUCAUCCUGCCAGAUCAUUCAGUUCAUGGAGGGGGACAAGGGAGGCGUGGUAAACUGUCUUGAGCCCCACCCUCACCUGCCUGUGCUGGCAACCAGUGGCCUAGACCAUGAUGUCAAGAUCUGGGCACCCACAGCUGAAACUUCCACUGAACUUACAGGGUUAAAGGAUGUGAUUAAGAAGAACAAGCGGGAACGGGAUGAAGAUAGCUUACACCACACCGACCUAUUUGAUAGCCACAUGCUCUGGUUCCUCAUGCAUCACCUGAGACAAAGACGCCAUCACCGGCGCUGGCGAGAACCUGGGGUUGGGGCCACAGACGCAGACUCGGAUGAGUCUCCCAGCUCCUCAGAUACAUCGGACGAGGAGGAGGGCCCUGACCGGGUGCAGUGCAUGCCAUCCUGAGGCCUCGUACCCAGGAGGGGCAGGCUGGGGCUGCCAACCCGAUCCUGCCUGGGCAGCCCUUUCCUGUCCCAGGCUCUAACAUUCAGCAGAAACGCACUUUGGACUUUUUUGCUUUAGAUUUAAAAAAAAAAAAGAAAAGAAAAGAAAAAAAAGAAAAAAAAAAGACAUCCCAGGAGGACAAGCCAGAGGGGAGCAAACCUACAGAGCAUCUAGAAGUGGGAAUUGAGCCCUGGAAUGGGGUUCCAUGGAGAGGUGCAUAGGACUUGGCAGAAAUGGCCUCUCCCCAAAGCCUUUUUUUUUUGGGAGGGGGGAGCCUAUUUUGUUAACUGGUUUGGGGUAGGGAAUGGGGUUUCCUUUUCUUUGAUCUCCCUUGUUUCUUGGGUGGGGGGUGGGGGGAUAACUGGCUGUUCAGUACCAAGGGGCCAGACUGGGGGUGGUAGAAAUGCCACUCUCUCUUUGGUUUAGGUUUUUGACUUUAUUUUCUUUAUUUUUUAAAAUUCUAUGACAGUUGCAUUGUUUUUUCUUCCCCCUGAGCAAGCAACCCCAUCCCAGGAUCCUGUUUUUCUGGGGAGUCCUUAGAGCCCCUAACCAUCCCACACUCUUCACUUUCUUUUCCACCCCAUUCAUUCUCUGUACUUAUCACAGUGUUUUGCACUUGAUUAUGUAUCCUUCACUCUCUUCUCUUCAUCCCAUCACCCCCUCAGUAGGUCUGGUGAGGGAGGUUGGGGGGAGGUGGGAGGAGGGACAGAAGUGGAAGAAUAGGAAGGUGGUUACCUCUUCUGUUACUUAAAAAAAAAAAAAAAGUUGUUUGGUGGCAGCAAUCUCCCUGUCCCUAUCACUGUUAGAGGCCUAAUUUUAUAUCUAUAAAUAUAUUAAAAAGCAAGUCAAAAUUGGA